This is a messenger RNA of Danio rerio (zebrafish), 3241 nucleotides long. Lineage: Eukaryota; Metazoa; Chordata; Actinopteri; Cypriniformes; Danionidae. The record is from RefSeq and is a predicted model, not a curated record.
GUAAGAUAUUUGGCUCAGAAACCCUCAUGCCAGCUCAUCUCGUGUUUACACACAUGCUCAGCUCACUUCAGCACCUCCACCCUCAGCGUUCAUAUAAAUGCAGGUGUGUUCCUGCUUUAUGUGCUCUUUCAGUUCACCUGUUUUUUUAAAGCAUGGCCGAAAUCGACUACACCUGUCCUCUCUGCGCAGACACCCACCGGGACCCCGUCACCAUCCCAUGUGGAGACACCUUCUGCCUGGAGUGCAUUAAGAUCUACUGGGACCAUUCUGACCACCUCGGCGUGUACAGUUGUCCGCAGUGCCAGACCACCUUCACUCCUCGUCCCAUCCUCAGACGUAAUGCUCCCCACAUAGGAAACCCAGAGCCUCAGCCGCCUCCUCGGGACCCCAACCCGUUUCCUUACUUCAAGCGUGACGCACUGUGUGAUUUCUGCACUGGUCGUCGAAGCAAAGCGGUGAAGUCCUGUCUGGUGUGUUUGGCUUAUUACUGCGAGACGCACAUUAAGCCCCAUUACGAGUCGACCACAUUUAAACGGCAUAAGCUUGUGGAUGAGACGGGACACCUAGAUAGGAAGAUCUGCCCACAGCAUGAAAAAGGCUUGGAGCUUUUCUGUCGUUCUGAUCAGAUGUGCAUCUGUGUGCUGUGUACAGUCAGAGAACAUCGCAGCCACAACAUAGUCAGUGCAGAUGAUGAACGCACAGAGAAACAGAAAAUCUUGGUGGCUACUCAGUCGAAGGUUCAGCACAUUAUUCAGGAUCGAAUGAAAGAGUUUCAAGAACUCAGACACAACGUAGAAGUCCUUAAGGGAAAUGCACAGCGGGCCCAGACUGACAGUGAUAAAAUCUUCAAUGAGAUGCAACAGGCAGUAGAGCGGUGGCACGCUGAGAUCACCCAGCUCAUACAGGCUAAUCUACAAGCCUCCAUGGCUCAGGCUCAGGGAUACAUAGAGAGACUUGAACAAGAGAUCAUGGAGCUUCAGAGGAGAGAUGGUGAAUUACGUCUAAUACUUGACACAGAGGACAACAUUCACUUCCUACAGAAUUUCCCCACACUGUCUGUCCCUCCGGAGCCCAUGGUACCUAAAGUUCUGAUAAACCCAGAGUUCUCCUUCAGCGAGAUCACCAAGAGCGUCUCUGACAUGAAAGACCACCUGGACGACAUCUGCAAAAAAGAGCUGGGAAUUAUCUCCAAACGAGUGAGUGACACUUCAGUGUAUGUCCUGAUCCCGAGGUCUGGAGAACGUUUGAUUGCUCAGAUAAAAACAGACUUCCAAGAUCCUAAAACAAGACCGGAUUUCCUCAGAUAUUCUUGUAAACUUACAUUUGACCCCAACACGGCCUAUAAAGAGCUAGUCCUUUCAGACGGGAACCGCCGUGUGACCCGCAAGCGAACAACCCAGUAUUACCCAGAUCAUCCAGAGCGAUUUGAUGGCUUUUGUCAGAUCCUGUGCAAGGAGCCGCUCAGCGGAGUGCGGCAUUACUGGGAAGCGGAGUGGAAUGGGGAAUUUUCCAUCGGAAUUGCCUACAAGAGCAUCAGCCGCAAAGGUAAGAACUCCAACAGCCUUCUUGGAUACAAUGAUAAAUCCUGGAGCCUUCUGUGCUCAGACUCUGGAUACUCAGCUUGGCACAAUAAGAUGGAUAAAGAUCUGCCUGGUACACCUCGCACCUCUCGGAUCGGUGUGUAUCUGGAUUACGCUGGAGGAUCUGUGUCUUUUUACACUGUGUCUGAGGCGAUGGAGCUUAUACACAGAUUUCAGGCCAAGUUCUCUGAACCGCUGUUUGCAGGGUUUGGUGUUGGAUCAUCUGUAAAUCUGUGCGUGCUCGAGAAGAACUUCCGAUCAUAUCACUAAAUGGGUUUAAGCUUGGGCUUUUCUGUUGUUUAAUUGGGAAAAAUACUUAAAAGAGUGAUAGCCAGAUCAAGGCAGUAUUUGGAGAUUCAUACUUUUCUUCAUUAAGCUCUUAAUGAAAUUUAUAAAUAUAUACUGAACCAAUGACCGCUCUGGGAAUCUCGCAGUGUUUCCAGGUCACUUUUUGCAAUGUAAAUAAGGAUAAAAUAUCUUAUUGUUUAAAGAAGACUACUAUUAGGAGCCCUUGGAUGGGUACAUUAUUUUCAGGAGAACUAGCAUAUGAGCACACUUGUAGCUUGGGUCUUUUGAUCCAGAUCAAAAAAGGCAACAAUGCAUUUAGUUUUGGAUCGCUUGCUAUUCUGAUUGUCAUGUUUAAGACCAAACCUAAAGAUACAAAAAAUAGUUAAAUGAGCAUGUUGUUUGUUUAAAUUCAAGUGUUUUUUGUAACUGAGAAGUCAUUAAGAGCUUUGGUCUAGGUUUUCCGUCUACUACUACUUCAAGGAGAUGACAUUUACCACUGUACUGAAAUAUAAUGGGCAAUGUAGCUUCUAUUUGAUGAGAACAGACUGCUGUGUAAGUGUUUUGUCCUCAGUAAGGUCACAUAUUUUGAUUUCACAAUGUUUUUGUUUUGUUUGUUUUUUUUGUCUUUAGAUUGUGUUGUGGUCAUAUUUCAAACUAGUAGAGUUGACUUGGAAGUGGACAGAGAAUCUUUUUCAAGGGCCUCAUUUAUAUAUACAUGUAUGCACAUCAUGAAUUUGCCAAGUUUUAUGCUAUCUUGGAUUAACAUCUGUGCUUAUUCUGGAACAUCAACCCAACCAUAAAUGUAAACUAUUUCCAAAUUCAGAGGGGAAUAAUAGUUAGAUAAUCAUGUAGAAGUGCAUAAACCGUAAGCCUAAACUUAACAUAAACCGUAUCUCUUAAUUCUGAUUGGCUGAUUGGAAUGUUGUUCCAGGAUCAACAUAGAUGUUAAGCCAGAAACAUGUCCUUCUUGGUGGAAUCAGGUUGGUUAUACAUGUGUGCAUACAUAUAUAAAUGAGGCCUUUAAUAAGUUUUUCUGUCCACUUGCUGAUUAUAUGUAAUGGUCAAUGUACCAGGGACGACAUGUGGUCAGGGGAUGCCAUCAUCCUCAGUGGUUAUCAUAAGAUGUAUGAUAAAAUCAAUAAUUGUCCACUGAUCUGUGUUAUAAAUGCAAUAAAUGUAUAAUUAAAUUAAUUUAAAUUAUUUUAUAAUCAAAAUUGAGGUAUUUUGCUUGUCCUGUUCAAUUAUAGCGAUGUAAGCAAGCUGUGCCUCAUGUCAGAGUGCGCAAUCCCUUGCAAACUGGGUUGGCUUUGGCUUAAUCAGUGUAUGCUACCAAUUUAAUGCUUCAUUAAAUUAAUGUUUUUAUACAUUGUAAA